UUCUCUACGGACACGCACGAGAGGGAGAAGAGAGAUGUGAUGUCCUUCUCCUUCUUCUUCAUCAUCUUCUUCUUCAUCUUCUUCUUCUUCUUCGUCUUUCACAGCCAAAGCCGAGAGACAGUGAAAUCCCAUCGAUUCGCAACCUCUGCAUGCACGUAGCCGUGAAUCGCCCCCCCGCAUUCCCCACUCGCAGCUCCCUCCUCCGAAUCUGCCAGAUUCAUGUAGGAGAAGCUCGGAUCGUAUCAUCGGAUCGGUUGCCCGUGCAUUGAGUUCGCCCUCCUUCACAUCUGCUCGCCCGUCGGACCGUCACUCUCUCUUUCUCUCUCCUCCUUGUGUUCUUGAUUCCUUGUUUUGAUGAACGGAGGUGCCGGGGACGCCGCGUCAACGGCUGCGGUGCCGGAGCCGCUCGAGUGGAAAUUCGCUCAGGUUUUCGGCGAGCCGGCUGCCGGCGAGGAGGUCCAGGAAGUUGAUAUAAUUUCAGCUAUUGAAUUUGACAAAACUGGCAACUACCUUGCUACUGGAGAUCGUGGGGGUCGAGUUGUUUUAUUUGAAAGGACAGACAAUAGGGAUAAUGGGCCACGUAGGAGAGAUCUUGAGAGGAUGGACUAUUCAAUAAGCAAGCAUCCAGAGUUCCGUUAUAAAACAGAGUUUCAAAGCCAUGAGCCAGAGUUUGAUUACUUAAAGAGCUUGGAAAUUGAGGAGAAAAUCAACAAAAUUAGAUGGUGCCAGACAGUAAAUGGUGCGCUGUUUCUUCUCUCCACAAAUGACAAGACCAUCAAAUUGUGGAAGGUUCAAGAGAAGAAAUUAAAGAAAGUAUGCAACAUGAAUAUUGACCCUUCAAACACUAUGGGAAAUGGCACAGUGGGUUCCACUAGCAUUCCAAUUUCAUCUAAACCUUGUUUUGAAAAUGGAGGAUGUGAUGCGAAGCACUUUGGUUGUUCGAUAAAUGACUUUCAGUUUCCAUCUGAGGGUUUUUCUUCGCUACAUUUGCCUGCGGUAGUGACAAGCCAUGAGACGAGCCUUCAGGCCAGAUGUCGAAGGAUCUAUGGUCAUGCACAUGACUAUCAUAUCAAUUCUAUAUCAAAUAACAGUGAUGGGGAGACAUUUAUAUCAGCUGAUGAUCUGCGAAUCAAUCUUUGGAAUUUGGAAAUUAGCAGUCAAAGCUUUAAUAUUGUUGAUGUGAAGCCUACUAACAUGGAGGAUCUUACUGAGGUGAUAACUUCAGCAGAGUUCCAUCCAAAUCACUGUAACAUGCUGGCAUAUAGUAGCUCAAAAGGCUCAAUCCGCCUCGUGGAUUUGCGACAGUCAGCUCUAUGUGAUAAUCAUAGCAAAUUGUUUGAGGUACAGGAAGCUUCUGGAUCAAGAUCCUUCUUUACCGAGAUAAUAGCUUCUAUUUCAGACGUCAAAUUUGCUAAAGAUGGGAGACAUAUUCUUAGUCGUGAUUACAUGACUCUCAAGCUCUGGGACAUCAAUAUGGAUUCUGGUCCAGUUGCAACCUUCCAGGUGCAUGAAUAUCUGAGACCAAAGCUUUGCGAUUUGUAUGAGAACGACUCUAUCUUCGACAAAUUCGAAUGCUGUUUAAGUGGAGAUGGGCUUCGAGUGGCCACUGGUUCCUACAGCAAUGUCUUUCGUGUAUUUGGUUGCUCCGAAGGGAGCACAGAAGCUGCAACACUCGAAGCUACCAGAAACCCAAUGAGGAGACAAGCACCCACCCCUUCCAAGCCUUCUAGAUCUCUCGGUUUAACUCGUGUUGUCAAAAGAGGAACAGAUAACUCAGGAGCUGAUACAAAUGGGAAUUCUCUUGAUUUCACCACAAAGCUGCUCCACAUGGCCUGUCAUCCAACAGAGAACUCACUCGCUAUUGCUGCUUCAAAUAGUCUCUACAUGUACUAUGCGUAGUGAUUGUAGGUGAAAAGGAUUUACAAGUUUCGUCCAGUGACAAGAUUCCUUUCCUCCUAACAAAAAUUCAGAAGGUGCGCAUCAUUAUCUUCUCUGGGCGAUAGGCCACAUGACCCCAACUGUUUGAUUUGACUAUUUCCAAGGCAAACUAUAUCUGGACUUUCGCUUCAUCAGGUUAGCUGUCGGUUUUUCCUGGUCGUAUUCUUUUUUUGUAUCAGAAGUUUGGUUUCUGCCAUUCCAAUGUAUUCAUUACGUCAGUCAAGUCCUUAAGAUGACUGGUGAAGGACAGGAAGAGAUUAGAUCAGGAAGCAGCUUAGAUUAGGUCUUGAUAUAAAGGAAAAGAUGGGGAAGGAGCUGUGUUUCGACAUGAAUUAAUUCUCGUUGAUCACUCAGGCCUUGGUGGGUGGUGAAGCUGAAACUUCUUCGGCUCGGGAAAACAUGUUAAAGGUUUCUGUUAAUUAUAGUUGCUAUCCCACUAAAAACAUGUUUUUAUUUUCUUCGGCGGAGCUUGCUGCUAUGUAUCUCUAUCGAAUAAUAGUGUUUUGUGGGAUGAUGUAGGGUAAAGGGAUCAUAUAUGUCUUUGGACUCUCUUCUCCAUUAUUCCUGACGCAUUAGAAAUGUAUCUCUCAUGAAAUCAUGAAGUUUAGUUGUUUCCUUUUGCAA
Molecule: messenger RNA, 2562 nt
Organism: Punica granatum (pomegranate)
Lineage: Eukaryota; Viridiplantae; Streptophyta; Magnoliopsida; Myrtales; Lythraceae
Source: RefSeq, a predicted model, not a curated record